GGAGAAGGGGCGGGACGCGGCGCAGGGAGGUGGCCGGCCGGGACUGGGCAGGAAGCCGGCCGCAGCUCCCGCCAGUGCCGAAGGACCUUACUUCCUCCUCCUCCUUUACCUUUCCCCCUCUUCCCAUCUCCCUCAGCUCCGGUCGCAGACACCGUGACAGCAAGAGACAGGGUGACAUGAGAGAUUCGACUGCACCCUGCCCUGGACAGCUUACAGAUAGAAGAAUUAACCCAUAAAGAGACUGAAGUGGGUUUCAGGAUGGCAAAAGAAGACCUCCCAAGUACCUCAAAGGACUUGCAGGAACUGCAGAGGAAGCUGUCUUUGCUGAUUGAGUCUAUCCAGAAUAACUCAAAGGUGGUUGCCUUUAUGAAGUCUCCGGUGGGUCAGUACCUGGACAGGCAUCCUUUUCUGGCCCUCACUAUGCUGGUGUUUGUUGCUGUGUCGGCCAUUCCUGUUGGAUUCUUCCUGCUCCUUGUGGUGCUUACCUCCCUGGCUGCUCUUGUGGGAGUCAUUUUACUGGAAGGACUGGUCAUCUCUGUGGGUGGCCUCUCACUGCUUUGUGUCCUUUGUGGCUUGAGCUUUGUGUCACUCGUCAUGUCAGGGACAAUCAUGGUGUCCUACGUGAUGGUCUCCAGCCUUGUCAACUACUGGUUUUCUCCCAGACUGUUAACACAACAAAACUCCGGUGGCGACUGUCAGCUUGCUAUGAAGUCCGCAGACUUAGAGGGGCUCUACCAGGAAUGAUCGGCUGAGCGGAGCCAGAGCUUUUUGCAAGCACUUCUCGAAGUCUGUGGAUCAUACUCAACCCUUAGGAUUGACUCAGAUGGGGGCUGGGUGGUCAAACACUCCCUGUAUGUGUCCUCUAGCCUUUUCUCUUAUUUGUAGGAUCCUGCGGGGGCAACUUGAGGCCACUUGGUGAUCAGUUGCUCUUGAGUCCCUGUGGUUCUGUUGGCUGACCCACCCUCACGUGAGAAUUAGCUAAAAAUUGCAGUGGCUUGGCAGCUCCUCCCACCUUUCACUCCUCUCCAGUGUGCGGUCUUGACUUUGGCCCCACUCCUUACAGCCAGCAGCUUGACCCCAAAGACUCCAAUCUUGUGUCCAAGGGCCCAGCUGGGGCAACUAUGGUUUCUUUUUUUUUCUUCUAUCUUCCUUCCCUCCCUCCCCUUCCUUCCUUGCUUCCUUUCUUUUUUUCUUUCUUUCUGAAAUGAGGAAGCUGUUUAUUUCUUCACUUCCUUGAAACGAGGUGGCAAAAGUGAUCGAAAACAGAACAAAUUCUUCUGCCUUAUUAGCUUUGUAUCAGAAAAACUAGCAAAAUUUGGUAAUUAUGGCCUCUCAGACAAAGCUGGAAAAUACAGUCCAAAGUUAACUUUAUGGCCAAGGGCACUUUUGAAAAAGUCUAAAGGCUUAGUUCCCAUGUUGAGUACUGUUAAGUGCUGUUACUUUCUAAAAUACUUGCACUUGACACUUUUGUAUUGUUUUCAGGAACUUGUUAAGCCACAUCUGUAAAAAGUCCUAUGGAAUGCUAAAGGAUUACACAAACUUUUAAAAUCCCAUGGGAUUUCUACUUCAGUGGUCUGCUGUGGCAUUUUAUUAAAUAUUUAUCUAGAUGAGCUUCUUAACUCUUUAUUUCACCCCUAAGACAUCAUACCUGCUUAUUCCUUCUCUGUUGAUUUCAUGUCAGAUCCCAGGUAAUAGGGUUUGUGAUAGACACUCCACCCAAAGUGGCUUUAAAAAGUGGGGCGCAGAAGGGGGAAGUUCAUUUCACUCAACUAAAAAGCCAGGGGUUAGAUUUUCAGGUACUGCCGGAUCCAGUGGUGCUUUGAGGCAUCUCUCUCAGCCCUCAGCCCUAGUUUCCUCCGUGUGAGCUCCUUUUCCAGUCAGGCCCUCCUUACCUGGGGUCCCAGCAACUCUGGCUUUACAUCAACCCUACAGUCAGCACUCUGCACUGGUAAGAAAGCUGCUCUUUUCCAACAGUACAAGCAGAUGUUCUGGGCUUGGCUCUGAAUGGACAGACUUGGGUCAUGUGAGCAACCCUGAACCAAUCACAGUGGCCAGGAGGUUAGACUCUGCUGAUAGGGCAGGGCUGGGACAUAGGUUCAUGGGAACCAGGGAUGGUUUAGGUCAGGUCCACUGGUUUCACAUAGGAUGGUGUGCAUACUCCCAAAGGAAUAUGAGAAGGAGAGGAAAUAUUUACUGGGCAAACGAAAAUAAUAAGCCUGCUACUUGUGAUAGGGCAUAAAGGCCUUCAUCUGGAAACUUCUGAAUCCCUUGACUGUCAUGCCUGUCCCUAAAGGUGGUUUUAUCUCUACUUGAGAAUAAGAGGUGCCCUUUCUUGCCAGUAUUAACAGUUGGUAUUUAUUAAAUGUUUCUUUUCUUCA
Messenger RNA from Acinonyx jubatus (cheetah), 2378 nucleotides. RefSeq names its product lipid droplet assembly factor 1 (gene LDAF1). Bases 259 to 744 code for a protein of 161 amino acids. The transcript has 5 exons. The record is from RefSeq and is a predicted model, not a curated record. NCBI's taxonomy places the organism in Eukaryota, Metazoa, Chordata, Mammalia, Carnivora, Felidae.